Galleria mellonella (greater wax moth) is the source of this 2514-nucleotide messenger RNA. RefSeq lists its product as uncharacterized. The record is from RefSeq and is a predicted model, not a curated record. NCBI's taxonomy places the organism in Eukaryota, Metazoa, Arthropoda, Insecta, Lepidoptera, Pyralidae. Bases 69 to 2198 code for a protein of 709 amino acids. The transcript is spliced from 13 exons.
UCCGUCAUUUGCUAUGUUAGCUACUUUUUCUGAAAUAUUUAUUUCAUAGUAUUUGUGUUUAUUUUUUUAUGAAAACCAUGUCAUCGUCUACAAAAGUGUCUCAAAUAGAACUCGAUAAUAUAUCAGACAUUGAUAUCACAUUGCUGACACUCAGGAAACCUACUGAAUUGAAGAAAGUAAUUGAUUCUAUCCCCAAACCAGUGCGAGCUGUUCCAAAGAAUGGACUACCAUUGUGGUAUAAAUUGGGCUUGGAAUGCAAACUGCCAGUACCCAGAAUGCCUGUUGGAAAGAUUAUAUUUGCUCGAGGAAAAAUUGGAGAAGACGUGCGGCGCCUCGGUCUCGGCAGCAGCGGUCCCCAGCCGACCUUCGACCUGACCGACCCCUAUUGCAAUAACGUGUCCUACGACUACGUACCUAUGCACGAUCCACACCUCGCACAUCACUUCGCACAGAAACCGACUAGAAACAGGAUGAAAAUUCUCGGUUUCUGCACCAAAGACGGUAGAGCUGUCUGCACUUUGAAGGAAUUCAAUCAGUAUAGAAAAUAUUUGUACAAUCAAUUCAUGGACAGGAUACAUCAGGAAAUGAAGCAUUUGGACGAGCGCGCGAAGGAUGACUUAACACUAAAACGGGUGGAGGCCGACGUUGCUCGCAGACUUCAGACAUUCACAAAAGCUGAGAGAGCCAGAGAACAUCUUGAGAAGGUAGCGCAAGAACAUGCCGACGAAUGGGCAGAGAAGAAGAGACUAGCGAAGGAACAAGAGAAGAAGAUUCAAGCCAGAAUGCAGUACUUAGCGGAAUUCAAUGAUAAACAACGCAAGGAAAGAGCUGCACGUGCACACGAGAAACAAAACAGAAUCAAGCAAAGAGUGCAAGCAGCAGCCGAGAUGGAACUGCGAAGGAAAAUCACCAUGGUUCGACAAUGGAGAACUAAUGAGAGGAAGAGAUUGAAUCGCCUAAAGCACGAGAGAGAGGCAAAGCAAAAACGCCUGGAAGAAGAGUCUAACAGCAAAUGGAAGGCGCGUGUUACAGCACAAAAUCAAAAGUUACAAGAAGAAGCAUUGCUUCUAAAAUUAUAUACCGAAGACAUGACCGCCGGUGCAAUGCGACGAUCCAAGAAAGCUGAAAUAUAUGCGUAUAAUAACGAUCUAGAGCUACAGCGCAUCAGGCUUGCGAAUUGGAAACUUAUGCACGGUGGUCACGCAAAAGCUGCUCAGCUUGUUAAAAAAAUGGGCCUCGAAUUUGAAAAGUCAAAACGAGACGCUAAAGGCAUGAGUCCAGAAUUAGCGCAACGGCUAGCAGCUGAAGCAAUGACCACUGCUGUGUCGACUCAAGGCGAUAUGCUUAUGACGUUAGGACAAGCUCGAGCAAGAAUGGAUUUGGAGACUGUCUUACCGUCUUCGCCGCUUAAACUUCUUGAUCUGAUGCUCGAAAACGCGAUAAUUGAAUUCGCCCGACGCCGCGUCAACUUGCUGCUCCGCGACGUGGAACGAGUGGUGCGCUCGAGAGCCGCACACGUAUUUUUCCUUAAUUAUCGACCGGAGAAAUCUAAAAAAGGUGGAAGAAAAGCGCCCCGGUGGUCUAUACAGAUCGCUAGCGAACUAGCUCGCCAGUAUGUGAACGUUCGAGGCGCGUCCAUAUUGUUCGGUGAAACUGUCGACAUACCCGCCGAGACUACCAUCGAUUUGGACUUGAAGAGUGUGAAAGACCGACCACCGACACCUGUGCCAUCGAAGACAAAGUUAGCCGAGGUGACAUUCUCGGAUCGAGUAGAAGACUUGCCUGAUCCUGUGUCCGUUGGAAGUUAUCUGCCCGAACGGAGAAAAUUGCUUGAAAUGGUGAACGCAGCUGCAAAGCUCCUAUCGAGAUCUGUCAGCCAAAAGGUACAGAAAUGCAUCGACGUAACUAUCGGCAAAGUGACACUGCCACAUAUGAGACAUCCAAUGGAAUGGGGGGAGGCUGUGGAAGGUCUCUCUUCAGCGGUAGUCAACAACCGCGUGCACGGUGACUGUGCGGAUGUACGCCGCACCAGCGAAUACCUCGCGCAUCGCAUACUGCGCUCCUUGCUUAUCGAGAUGAAGCACGAGAAACAAAGACGCAAAAGCCUGAUAUCUGGAUCAGACGCCGAAAUAAAAGACUUCUACGUGCCUGGACAAAUAACGAACCGCGAUUCAAAACCCCAAGAGGAGGAACAAUAGUCAGUUUUGAUUAUAUUUGCAAUUUUCAAUGGAAAUUUUGAUUGUCGACUCAAAAUUUGUAAAUGUUCGACAGUUAAAAUAUUUUAUUAUUUCUCAGUUUCGGUUUCUUAAGACUUUGUUUUAUUUUGAUUACAUUCUGUUGAAACAUAUUCUAUUUGUCAACUUCAAUUUAUUAAGACUUUGUUGUACUUUGAUUAGUUUUCUUUGAUAAUAUUUGUAACUUUUUGAUCGGCAUUUGUUCAUGAAUAAACGUGAUUUACAACAAUUGUUUUUUCUCAAACCUAACGCUACAGCAGCCCUAAAACAAAACGUUACA